GAAAAAGAAACAACCCUAAUGAAGCGCGGAUGUGGAAUUUGUGCUGUCUCUGUCAAAUUUGGAUAUCACCGUCGGCACAUCAAUGCCUGCUGUUGUUGUUGUACACGGUGGGACGGACGGAUGAUGCCUUGUGGAUCCGUGGGAUGAUGUCAUGUAUCGUUGCACCCCACGUGGGGGCCGUCGCUCUCCGAUAGGCAGAUGUGACCGUAUUCCUUCCGAGUAAUCCGAUUGGACAGAUAGGCGCUUUCACGGCAGUUCAGCCCUGCUGCCUGUGUGUGGCAACCGGGGUAAGCUGGACAACUGGGGGAAAUGCGAGAUUGUGGAGAGUACCAUGUUACGCUUUUAAAGAAUCUCCAACCUACUCGAGUCGGAAGACAGAUUUUGGACGCAUAUUUAUGUGUAUUUUUUUUCCAUAUUUCUUUUUGGGAUUAACCAGCCACAAAAGGCGCACAUUCCUCGGAGGUUCGCGGCUGAGAAUAAAGUAGUUUAAUCGAGCCCGACCGCACCACAUUUUCUCCCAACUGCUCCCCCAGUCUGUCUGGGUGCGCUCCGAAGAGAGAGAGGGGGAGAGAGAGAGCGCGAGAGAGGAUGCUUGUCGAGAUCUGCGUCCACCACGCUUACAUUAGGAGGGAUUAAACGCAUGAAUUACAGCCUGCUCUGUUUUUUCUUCAGGAACUAAAAAAAAGUCGGACGGACGGUUAGCACGCACGCACGGGAUUUUCACGACCUCCCCUCACCUCCCUCCCCCCUCCCCCCCUACCACCACCCCUGUCUGCUGAGACUGGUGUGGCCGUGAGCAAAUUUGAACCAUUUCGCCAAAGGAACUGCACACUGGAGAGAUAAACAAAGGAUACAUUUCAAGAUGUAUCCACAAGGCCGACAUCCGCCUCCACAUCAGCCCGGUCAGCCUGGCUUCAAAUUCACCGUAGCGGAGUCUUGUGACAGGAUUAAAGAUGAAUUUCAGUUCCUGCAAGCCCAAUAUCACAGUCUUAAGGUGGAGUAUGACAAACUGGCCAAUGAGAAGACAGAGAUGCAGCGCCACUAUGUCAUGUAUUACGAGAUGUCCUACGGGCUGAACAUAGAGAUGCACAAACAGACGGAGAUUGCCAAACGGCUCAACGCAAUUUUAGCUCAAAUUAUGCCUUUCCUGUCACAAGAGCACCAACAGCAGGUUGCUCAGGCAGUGGAGCGGGCUAAGCAGGUGACUAUGACCGAGCUGAAUGCCAUCAUCGGGGUACGUGGACUUCCCAAUCUGCCUCUCACCCAGCAGCAGGCUGCCUACCCUGCUCUCAUGCAGCAGCAGCUCCAGGCACAGCACCUCUCCCACGCUGCUCACGGGCCUCCCGUCCAGCUGCCACCUCACCCCUCAGGCCUGCAGCCGCCCGGCAUCCCCCCCGUGACGGGCUCUGGAUCGGGCCUGCUGGCGCUCGGCGCCCUGGGCAGCCAAGCCCACCUCCCGGUGAAAGAUGAGAAAAACCAUCACGAUCUCGAACACAGAGAGAACACGAACAACUCUAUAUCCCCAUCAGAAAGCUUACGCACAGCCAGUGAGAAGCACCGCAACUCCUCCGACUACAGUUUGGACUCCAAGAAACGCAAAGUGGAGGAGAAGGACAGCAUGAGCAGAUAUGACAGUGACGGAGAGAAAAGUGAUGACCUGGUGGUAGAUGUGUCCAAUGAGGACCCUGCCACUCCUCGGGCGAGCCCAGCUCACUCGCCACCCGAAAAUGGCAUUGACAAGCCCCGCCCUCCAAAGAAGGACACGCCCAACAGCCCCGCAUCAGUGGCGUCCUCCGGAAGCACCCCAUCCUCCAAGGCCAAGGAGCUCAGUCAUAAUGACAAAUCCUCCACGCCUGGCCUCAAGUCCAACACACCCACCCCCCGCAACGAUGCCCCCACCCCUGGCACCAGCUCCACUCCCGGGCUCAGACCCAUCCUGGGCAAACCACCAGGCAUGGAGGCUCUCGCAGCCCCAGCUUUGCGUACCCCUCUGUCCAUCGCAGGCUCUUACCCUACCCCAUUUGCCAUGAUGGGUCAUCAUGAAAUGAACGGAGGCCUGACUAGUCCUGGUGUGUAUGCUGGUCUGCACAUCUCCCCUCAGAUGAGUGCUGCAGCAGCUGCAGCCUAUGGACGCUCCCCUAUGGGGUUUGAUCCACACACCCACAUGAGAGCUCCAGGCCUUCCAGCCAGCCUCACAUCCAUUUCGGGCGGCAAACCGGCUUACUCCUUCCACGUCAGCGCAGAUGGUCAGAUGCAGCCGGUGCCCUUCCCACCCGACGCCUUGAUUGGCCCCGGCAUUCCUCGCCACGCGCGUCAGAUCAACACGCUGAGCCACGGCGAGGUGGUGUGCGCUGUUACAAUUAGCAACCCCACACGCCACGUCUACACCGGUGGCAAAGGCUGCGUCAAAAUCUGGGACAUUAGCCAACCCGGCAGCAAAAGUCCUGUGUCCCAACUGGACUGUCUGAACAGGGAUAACUACAUCCGCUCCUGUAAGCUACUGCCUGAUGGCCGCACAUUGAUUGUCGGAGGCGAGGCCAGCACAUUGACCAUCUGGGAUCUGGCCUCUCAGACACCCCGCAUCAAGGCUGAGCUCACCUCCUCAGCCCCGGCGUGCUACGCCUUAGCCAUCAGCCCCGACGCCAAAGUCUGCUUCUCCUGCUGCAGUGAUGGAAACAUUGCCGUUUGGGACCUGCACAACCAGACUCUCGUUAGGCAGUUCCAGGGUCAUACGGAUGGUGCUAGCUGUAUCGACAUAUCCCAUGACGGCACUAAGCUGUGGACAGGCGGUCUUGACAACACUGUUCGCUCCUGGGAUCUGAGGGAGGGUCGACAGCUGCAGCAGCAUGACUUCACUUCACAGAUCUUCUCCUUGGGCUACUGUCCGACCGGAGAGUGGCUCGCUGUGGGCAUGGAGAGCAGCAACGUGGAGGUGCUCCAUCACUCGAAGCCUGACAAGUAUCAGCUCCACCUGCACGAGAGCUGCGUCCUCUCUCUCAAGUUCGCCUACUGUGGUAAAUGGUUUGUAAGCACUGGGAAGGACAAUCUGUUGAACGCUUGGAGGACUCCUUAUGGCGCCAGCAUAUUCCAGUCAAAGGAAUCCUCAUCUGUCCUGAGCUGCGACAUCUCGACAGAUGACAAAUACAUUGUAACAGGCUCUGGUGAUAAGAAGGCCACUGUAUAUGAAGUGAUCUACUAGAGCAGGCUGCUUUGGAUAGGAGCAUGUUCAUGCUCAGGAACAACAGACUCUUCCUCCAUCUACCUUCCCUCACACAGACAGCAUGGAUGUUGCCUGCAGCCCCCAGGGUGGAUGGGCAGGAAGUUUGGCAGCGCCAGACUGAAAAGGACGUCGGUGCUGUCGUGGCCCUGGAUGCCGUGUCCUUCGGCUCUGCCCUUCCUCACUCAUACAGCUAACACUUGUACAGCGAGUGCAGUUCCCCAAGGCACUAAGAAGAAAAUAAUGUCUUGCUGUUUUUUCUGUUUGUUGGAUAUUUCUUUUUUAUUCGUCCUUUUUAAUGUGGAGAUAAGGUUCCAUGACACAACUAGAAGCGGCGCUUCGCUCUGGAGCUUCUCCUUGGAGGUCCUGUGAAAAGUGUACAUAAUGGAGUAAUAAAAGGCCUUUUAUAGAUUUAUAUUUUGGUGUCCAGUUACGCUUGUGAUGGUUCUUUCUUGUUCUCUCCGUGAUUUUCUGUCCCCUCUGGGGAUGGAAAUUAGAUUAGGACUUUGUAAGAGGAUAUUCUAUUUCAGUUUUUUCCCUCCUCUGCUUUUUUUUCAUGUUCGUUGUCCAGAAUGACCUUUUCGGAAAUCUAAUUUGGAUUUUUUCCUCCCUGACAACGGCUUUUUUUUUUUCUUCGCUAUUUGCUGUAACACAGAAGACAGACGUUUGUCCAAUGGAUUUUAGCAGUGGAGAAUUCUGGAAAUGCCCCUUUUUUCAGACUGGAAGAAGGAGAAAAUCAUGGUUUCCAGUUACUUCUACCCUUUGGCCCUGUUCAGCAGAAAUUCAGCUUUGAGAUGACGACCUGUCCCAGAACACUGGCUGCUUUCAGUAACAUUAAAAUGGAUAAUUAUCAACUGGAGGACUGAUGGGUUUUAUGGAGAAGCAGCAGUGACUUAAGUUCGGUCUGUUGACUCGACUAUUGUAUGAAUCUUCAUUUUUCCACUCAGCAAAGUUUAGUCAUCAGUCUAUAAGAGUUAAUUAUUGCCUCUCUUGUUUGACUCUCUGUGACUGAUAUGCAAGACUUACAUGGUUACUCAUAAAGGUGGCAGGCAAAGCCAUUACCACAUUUGACAUUUUGGGUAUGCUCUGUUUGCUUUCCUCAGUAUUUCAUAGUAUUCCACAACAGUCUUCUUAUAGAUAGGACAGGUCUCUACAUAAACACACUUUAGACUGUGUAGCAUACACGUGUCAUCAUCCCUAAGGAUUGUACAGUUGACAGUUGUUGAUAAAUCAAUAAACUGUUUUUAUAUAAAAAAAAAAUCAUCUUGACUGAUUUCUAUAGCGCUGGAGCCUUGCUACUGUUGCACAGCUUAAACUAAGAGUUUGACAUUUUGCAUUUUUGUCAAGAGUUACAUGAGGAGAUUGACACCACAAAGGCUAACACCAGAGUCCAGUUACCUUAGCUUAGCAUAAAGACUGGAUUCAGCUACCAUGGCACUGUUCAAAUGCAACAAAAUCCACCUACCAGUAACUCACUGUUUUAUCUUGUUUAUUUAAUCUGUUUAACUUAAGUGUGAACUAUUAUUACUGCUAUUUUUUGGCUAGGUGCAGUAAUUUCUUGCUUUGCUCUGCUGGAGUCUUGUCAUCACUGUGAGGUUGAUGACAAGACUCCAGGAAGUUAGUGCCCGACCAAGAAAUAGUCUGGCAAAUAACCUGCUGUGAAACCACCGUGUGUUGUUUGUACACUUUGGUUUUUGCCCAGGUUAAACAAUAAUAAAUUAAAUGGUGUACUUUAGAGAAGGGAGUUUGUUCCAUUUGGACAGAGCCAGACUAGCCGUUUCCCUCCGUUUCCAGUCUUUAUGCUAAGCUAUCCUAGCUAGCUGCCAUCUGUAGCUUUAUAUUUACAAUACAGAUAUGACAGCAGUAUUGACCUUCUCAUCUAGCUCUUAGCAAGAAGGCAAAUAAGCACAUUUCCCAAAAGGUCAAACCAUUGCUGUAAAUAAGGCAGUUUUAGACUUAUAGAUGCAGAUUAAUAUUUGUUGUUGUGCUGCAGCCAGCGGCGGGACAGGGGCUGUAACCUGGCUAAAGCAGGAACUGUUGAGUGCACCAGUAACUGAGGAAAAUACACAGCAUGUUUUGACAUGCUAAAUAUUUCUUGGCUCUACUUUUCUCAUCUGAAAACCAGAGAUGUGUCCUUAAAAGUCUUCUUUGCUAAGUGUGUGCUCCUAGUCAGGGCUCUCUUGCUGUAGCCUUCAUCUACAGUACAUACUGACUUUCUCACAGGCUCCCCUUGACAGUAAAUGGAAGUCCAUCAGUAAAUGGCUGUAAAUGCAUCCAGAUAGGAGUUGACAACUGUCUCAGGAGAACCCGCAGACAUGAGAGAAAGACAUUCUGGGUGCUGUUAGAGUGGCUGCUGGGGGGCCUCUGGCGAUGGCUUUAACUCAGAACAUUACUGAGCUCGCAUUAAUAUUUGAGGGAUCAACUUAGUACAGCUUUCUCAAAGUCACAGAGUACUGUAACUGACUGCAGUCACUGUCAUUUAGCACCUUAUUGAGUUGUAUCCAUGUAUAGUAUUAGCACAGUAACUGCACAGCCAACUCGGAGUGAUACAAUAAGGCAGAGAUUUUAUGCAGUACCACUUCAGAAUAUGACGCAAACACUGCUCUUGAGUUCUCUUGAGUGGUCUUUUGGUAGUUGAGUACUUCGGGGCAGGAUGAAGUGAAUGGCCCAGUCCUUCCACUCCAGAGCAAGGCUCUUCUAGGACUCUGUGCGUGAAGCUGUGAGCUCUUCAUAUGGCUGCCUCUUCAGAGAUGUUGUUGUUAGAUUAUAAAAGCAAGGCCGGAUGCUUUCAGCAUGGAGCCAGCCGCCAUGCUCCGCUCUCACGGGCUCAUUUGUUAAAGGCUAUAGUCUUUCUUUUCCCACAUCGUUGAAGUGUGUACUUCCUGUGUGCAUUUGUAGCCUAAGCUCCUUGCUCAAGUAGAAUUUUCUUCCUCACUUAAUCAAACAGUAGAAUAUCUGCAGAUGAAAGGUUGUACCUCUGAGUGCCUAUUGCUGGACACUGAGGGGUCAUUGUCUCGCCUUCCACUGAUCUACCUCUCAAUGGAGGGCUUUCAGCAGGUUCUCAUGCGAAAGUCCAUGCUGCUCUGCUCUAUUUUAGAGGAGGGCUACAGUGCAGACUAAGAAAUUAGAGUGGCCUAAGUGUUUUACAGCAGCUCUAUUCUAAACAUAAGAGCAUAGUCCAGUUCUCUACUUCUGCUCUAAUUGUUGGAGCCAAGACUACAGAAAAUCAAAGGGGGUCUGUGAUGCCAAUAUGUGGGUUUGUACAUGCAAACCACUGUGUGAAUGUUUUUUUUUUUUUUUUUAGAUUUAGCUGCCAGGCAUUGAUCACAGUCCACCAGAAUCCUGGCUGCUUCUUUUAGCUGGCAUUCUGUUUUCCGCCCUCCCCCAUCCAUCACACAGAGAAUCAGGGUUUUUCUUUUUCUUUUUUUUUUUAUUCCAACAGUGAGGGACUGGCACCGUGCUGAAAUGCAGAAUAAUAAUCCCCUAAUCACCUGAGUAUUGCCAGUCCUAGGUUUUAUCUGCAAUGGAUGUGAAAGCCCCCAGUGCCUAGUGAUUACAGCAUUUGAUCUGGGUAAUAAUGUCUUCACUGUUGCCCUGCCUAGGGCCCGAAGGCAGUGCAGCUCUAAUCCACAGUGCAUUCUAGUGGAAUCGCAUUACACAAAGACCACCAGGGUUCUCCUCUAGAGGGGAGGGGUGGUGGGGGGGGUUAAAGGAGGAGGUUACCAUGGAAACAAGCUUCUCUCUCUCUCUCUCUUUCUCUGUCUCUGUGCAUCUCUCUCUCCCUUGCACAGACACACACGCACACGUACACACACACUCUCCUGGGAUAGAUAAGCAAAGGACAGGUUCUGUGUUUACUUUCCAUGGGCCCUUCAAUCCCUGAGCAGGCUGAGCCCUGAUAACACGAGGCCUGUACAGCCACCGACCACUGACAGCAGAUAAGCACCCCAGCAGAGCAGGGCAGUCAUCACCCUCCAACCAGGAUGAACAAACCUGGGAGACCCGGAUUCAUUUGGAUUAGGCUGGAUUGCUGCUGCUGCCGCCAUCGCCGCCGACACUGCUGCUGCUUUUGCUGCCCGCUGCUGUGUUCAGACUACUGAUGUUCACAGGACUUUCUACAUGAGAACUUGAUGUCGCACUUCACCAUGUGGAGUCUCAGAGCUUAGUCAGAGGACACAGCCGCAGUAAUGGACUGGAUGCUAUUUUAGAUAUUGAGGUCAAGGGACUGUCCGCACUGGGCAGGUUUGUGUCACCGCAGCUGGAGGUCAGUGAAGCUAGAAAAACAAAAUUCCUCCUGAUGUGUCCUGAGGAGCAGAGAACUACACAUUAUCAGUAUGUUGUUUCACCAUCUUCUUACGUCUGCCCUUUUUGUAAUGGCUGUUUUCCAGUGGAAGGCCGGAAUACUGUCGGGACAUUCCUUUGUAUUUGUUCCAAAUAUCCACUAAAAUCAAGUAAUUCAAUACCCAGAGUAAUUAGAUUUGUGUGAUACUGAUGCCCUGAGAAGGAACCAACAUGCUCUUUGAUGUCGAGAUCAAGACAGCUACAAGUACUUUCUUUAUUAUGUGCAUUAUGCUAACAUACUAAUUAUAUUUCCACACACAUUCUUUGAUUAGAGCACAGCUGGAGGUGUAUAAGCAACAUGACUAAUUGCAGAGGAAAUGGUGGUAGUGAGGUAAAAGUGGUGGGAGCUAGAUUUCCCUUUGGUCCCUUGUUCUGCCUGUUUACUUCUAACAUAUCCUUUAGUUUUUGUAAAGUGGAUUAACAGCAUGAUCACACACAAUAAAAUUAAGAAGGGGUGACUGUACACCUAAAAUCAAGGGUUUAUAGGCCUUUAUUUCCUAAAUUGUUAAUAUGGAUUUAUCUCAGUUUAUAUCAGUUUCGGAUCAAAAUAUUACUUGCUGCACAGGUGACUACUCACUUCUUUAAAUUCGUGGUCCUUUCUGUCUGUUGUUAUUGUUGGACAAGAUGGGAUAAUCAUGUUUUACCUUAAGUUGAUUAAAAGCAUCACUGUGAUAUUUAUA
Messenger RNA from Lates calcarifer (barramundi perch), 8238 nucleotides. RefSeq names its product TLE family member 3, transcriptional corepressor a (gene tle3a). Gene Ontology annotation, biological process: regulation of DNA-templated transcription; negative regulation of canonical Wnt signaling pathway. Gene Ontology annotation, molecular function: protein binding; transcription corepressor activity. The transcript has 22 exons. Gene Ontology annotation, cellular component: nucleus; transcription regulator complex. The record is from RefSeq and is a predicted model, not a curated record. Lineage: Eukaryota; Metazoa; Chordata; Actinopteri; Centropomidae. Bases 863 to 3199 code for a protein of 778 amino acids.